Sabethes cyaneus is the source of this 1503-nucleotide messenger RNA. RefSeq names its product probable cytochrome P450 313a2. Gene Ontology annotation, molecular function: monooxygenase activity; oxidoreductase activity, acting on paired donors, with incorporation or reduction of molecular oxygen; heme binding. Bases 1 to 1503 code for a protein of 500 amino acids. NCBI's taxonomy places the organism in Eukaryota, Metazoa, Arthropoda, Insecta, Diptera, Culicidae. The transcript has 5 exons. The record is from RefSeq and is a predicted model, not a curated record.
AUGAUUUCUGUGUUGUUAACAAUCGUGCUAAUGUUAGCAGUGGUAAAAUAUGUGAAGUACAGGCAGCAGCUCUCCUUUACGAACCUUUUGCCAUCAGUUUUACCAUGUUAUCCGAUCAUCGGUAAUGGUCUAAUGUUUCUCGGAAAAAGUAAAGAACAACAGUUUAUCAACUUUGUCGAGGCCACUAGGAAGCCGGCCAGACUGUUUUUGGUGUGGCUCGCGGUUCUACCGAUUGUUGCAACAAAUGAUCCAGAUAUGGCACAGAAGAUUUUGAGCCACCCAGAAUGCCAGGAAAAGUCAUAUAUGUAUAAGUUCUUCAAACUAGAUUACGGUUUAUUUUCAUCAAGACAUUGUAUUUGGAAAGGACAACGGAAAGCUUUGAAUCCAACCUUCAACGUGAAGAUUUUAAACGAAUUUAUUCCAAUAUUUGAUAGGUGUUCCCGGAGUUUAGUAAGAAAACUGUUCACUGCAGCUGACGGCAAAUCAAUAAAAAUCAUUCCAUGUUUUCUUCAAUGCACUUUGGAAAUGGUAUGUGGAACUACCUUCGGGGUGGAUAUGGAAAAGAACCCUGAAUGGGCAGCGAUUAUGAAUAUGAUCCAAAGAAUAUUUCAUUUAUCAUCUCAGCGGAUUCUUAAAUUGCACUAUCAUUCGGAUUUGGUGUACAGAUUUUCAAAAAAUUACCGAGAGGAAACCAAGUUGAGAGAGGAAGCCUACUCAAUUGCAAAUGCGAUUCUUCAAGGUGCCAUCGAACGUAACGCCAAAGAAACCACUCCGGGAACAGUUCCCGCAAACAACGCUCCGGAAAGCGAUUGCUUUCGUAAGCCACAAAUCUUCAUCGAUCAGCUGAUUGACCAAAAGAAUGGUAAAAAAUUCGAACGCAUUGAGAUUCUGCACAACGUGUACACAAUGAUCGUGGCUGGAAGUGAUACUUCCGGGACCCAGAUGGGCUACAUUUGUCUGAUGUUAGCCAUAUAUCCGGAGCUACAGCAGAAAGUGUACAAUGAAAUUAUGAGCGUAUUCCCAACGGAGACGGAAUUAACACUUAACCCAGAAACUCUGCGGCAGCUGCAGUACACCGAAAUGUUUAUCAAAGAGUGUCUUCGACAUUUCCCAAUAGGACCGCAUCUCUUUCGAGAGUCUAUGCAGGACAUAGAAUUGGACGGUACAACUAUACCCAAAGGUACUAUGCUGUGCGUAAGCAUAUAUCAGAUUCAUCGAAGAAAGGAUGUUUGGGGUCCAAAUGCUGAUAAGUUUGAUCCGGAAAAUUUCUCCCCGGAACGUAGCGAAGGACGACAUCCGUUUGCAUUUCUUCCGUUCAGCGGAGGACCUCGUAAUUGCAUCGGCAGCCGGUACGCGAUGAUGAGCAUAAAGGUUAUGCUGGUGCAUCUGCUACGGAAUUUCCGAUUUAAAACAAACUGGACACUUGAGGACAUUCGGUUCGAGUUUGAUUCUCUGCUCAAGCUUGCUGGUGAGCCGGAGUUUUGUUUGGAACGUAGAAUAUAA